AGAGAGCCUUUGUAAUUUGACGUGUAAACAUUCUCGUCCCCUUCCACUGUUUACCCUCCGCUUGCUUUCCUUGAUGGUUCAAUAAGGCAAUAACGCAGUGAGAGGUCCUCUCUUUCCCACCCAGCACUUUGAAGGAAAAAAGACACGAACUAAGUGGAACCAACAGAAAUUGAUUUAUUUAAUAUUACUUACAUUUUCGAUUUGAAUUGUUGUCUUGCAUGCUUUCUAAGAGCAUCAAUCUAGUCGUAUUUUCUCUGAGAUGGAAAUGAGAUGUCGCCCAACAACCGUAAUGUGGUGUGCUUUUGCCGUUCUCUUCUCCAUCGCUCGUUCCGUGGAUGCUUCAUUCGGGGACAGACAGUAUCUCAACGAAUGGGCGGUGGAGAUUCCAGGAGGACCGGACGCCGCCAGGUCCAUCGCCAAAGAACUGGACUACAGACUAGUCCGCCAGGUAGGUUAGCGCCACAGUAACGCCCCGAGACCACGUUUAUCCUCGAGUAGUAUUGGAACUGUGUACUUCUCUCUUUACACUAUCUUUCUGUGUUAGAUUUGGCUCAGGGGAUGUCCUUGUCUCGGUAUCAGUAGCCUAUUCAGCUUUGUUUUUUAAAUUAUUCAUUUGGUUGUAUAAUACAUAGCUGUUGAAAGCUGAUGGAGGGCGCCACGGCAGCCUUGUUGCUGAUGUUGUAGCCUACACAGCAUCCUUACUGAACUUCUGCUUCAGCCAAGAUUUAAAACACAACAACUAUAGUGAUUGGUGUAUUCUGUCAAUCAUCUUCAUAAUUCUGGUCAGAGUGAGCAGGGAAAUUCAAUUGUGUAACCUAUGAAAUUUCCAUUAUUGGCUUUUUUACUUUAUAAUAAGUGAAUUGAUAUCAUCAAUCAAAAACAAAUAAUUUAGUCUAUCAGUAUAUUUGGGCAAAAGAUGGGGAUCCAAUCCAUAUUUUAAGACUUGUUCCUUUAAACAAGUUCAUUUUGUACUGUAUACAAUAGUCCCCUUCUGUAAAUAUGUCUAUCCUCAAUGUUGUAAUUGUCUACCCUGUCCAGAACAAUAGGCCUAUACACCCCCUGAUGAGCUCUCUAUAGUCUACUCAGAGGAACCUAGCUCUCUGACUACACAGGUCAACAACCUGUGUUUCCAUUCAGUCAAAGGGAUGGGUAUGAUGCCAUAUCAGCAUCAUCAAUAUAAUAGGCCUGAACUGUGGCUUAGAAUAACAUAUAGGUUAGGCCUAAAUUAUUUAUGCAAUUUCAGUUCUUUUCUUUUCCCCCUUUUUUUUUUACACAGAAAAUCAGGUGUUUCUAUGUCCAACGGUUUUGUUAUAUUUCAGUCUUCUGUGAUGUAUAUAAAGUGUAAUAUUGGGAUGCAAACUCAAAAUUGAAUACAUUUCAACUCUAUAUUUGACAUGGUACCUGUGGCUUCUUUUUUUUAAGCCCAUAACCAUUUGUGUGAGGUAUAUACUUUUCUUUCAAAGUAGAUCUGUUUAAGAAUACCAAGAAACACUCUGUGUGACCCUGAUUUAAAAGGUUUUUAAAAAUUACUGUAUUAUCUGUGAUUGAUUCAUUAUUUGCAAAUUUGCACAAUUUGUGUGAUAUUGUGACAAACACCUGUAUAUUCAGUGGGUUCAGCUAUGUUAACCUUGCUUUCUCAGGAAAUUGCUGAACAAGGCCUGCUGUAAAUACAGUCAGGUCCAAUAUUAUUUGCACCCUUUAUAAAGAUGAGCAAAAAAGACUGUAUAAAAUAUAUAAUACAAAUACUGAUCUAUAUUGUAUUUUUAAAAAAGUGAAAAUUAUAUUAUUGUAUACUAAUACAAUUGCUCAGAGAAAGAGAUUUUGUUUAACGAGUAAUUUAAAAAAAUCUCCAAAAGAUUAUUGGCAACCAUAUUUUCAAUACUCCAGCACAAUCUCCUUGCGGGGAUAACAACACUGAGCCUUUUUCUAAAAGGUUUUAUGAGAUUGGAGAACACAUUGGGAGGGAUCUUAGACCAUUCCUCCAUACAGAAUCUUUCCAGAUCCUUGAUAUCCUUAAUAUGCUCACAGGUUUUCAAUGAGGUUCAAGUCCGGAGACUGAAAUGGCCAUUGCAAAAUGUUGCGGUCAAUUAACCAUUUUUGUGGAUUUUAAUGUGUGCUUGAGGUUAUUGUCUUACUGGAAAAUCCACUUUCCGGCCAAGUUUCAGCCUCUUGGCAGAAGCAACCAGGGUUUUGGCUAAAUGUCCUGGUGCUUGGUAAAGUUCAUCAUGCCAAGUAAAGUGCCAAUGUUGUUUAGAAAACUCCAGCUGACAUGGUCAGCUGACAUGAAAAUAAAGCUCUUUGGCCACGCACACCAGAAAACAUAAGCAUAUGCAGAAAAGUACCUCAUACCUUCUGUCAAAUAUGGAUCUUUGAUGUUAUGGGUCUAUUUUGCUUCCACUGGUCCUGGGGCCCUUGUUAAGGUCACCAGCGUCAUGAACUUCACCAAGUACCAGGACAUUUUAGCCAAAAACCUGGUUGCCAUUUUCUUUUGCAUACAAUAUUAUGUAGCUCAAUAUUUGGAUUAUUUAUUUUAUACAGUCUGUUUUGCUCAUUUUAUCAAGGGUGCCAAUAAUUUUGGACCCGACUGUAUAAGUAAUAAGGAAACUGGCAUGCCUAUUGCUGUUGUGGUGGUAUCUGCCUUCCAGUCACAUAAAUAUAAUAAUAUAAUAUUAACAUCUUCUACCGAUGUUUGAGAACGAUCUAAGGUAGCCUAUUGAUUUAACAAGCUGUUCAAUACAUUCAAAGUGAGAUGUCCUUACUGGUGUAAUAUGACCCAAGGUGCUUAUAUGGCGAUGCCAAAGGAAAAUGUCCAUCCUGGAUGGACAAUUGGGUUAUAUUCUUAAAUUCUAUUCUAUAAUUAAGAAUUGUUGCAUUAAUAAUUACAUUCAGUCCUAUGGGGAUUGACAGGAAGAGCUUAAUGGUGUUACAUCACUGCUAUGAAAUAUUCAAUAACCCACCACUCUCCUCGUCUGCAGAUUGGGGCGCUAGAAAACCAUUACUUGUUCAAACACCAGACUCAUCCUAGCAGGACGAAACGAAGUGCCGAUCACAUCACCAAACGCCUGUCCGAGGAUGAUCGGGUAAAUAAUCCUAUAUCUGUAACAUUGUCUAUGGCUGUGUUUGAAAUGGUACCCUAUUUCCUAUUCAGUGCUCUACUUUUGACCAAAACACUUGUGCGUGUGCAUUAGCAACACAAACAAAAUUACAGUAUAAACAUAAGUAAGGCAUGGGUUCGAAUCCAGCCCACUGGCCUUUGACUCUAGCCUGGGUGCCAGUCUGUUUCUCCUAUCUUGCCAACUACUUAUAGGAUUGUCAUGCCAACGACAAUGCCUUGGCUUGACAACGACAACGACAAUGGAGUAGACAAAAGCACAAACAGAUCUGAGACCAGGCUACUUUGACUCAUCCUCCCCUCUAUCUUCCCAUCUCUCCAACUGUAUUAUCGCUUGAAUAAAGCUUAAUAAAUAUGAAAUGAAUGGGACUGCCCCACCCCUUAAAAAAAUGUUGAUUGAUUCUCUUAUCUCGUUGGGUGUCUAGGUAUCGUGGGCGGAGCAACAGUAUGAGAAGCGGCGCAGUAAGCGGGCUUCGCUGGGAUCAUGCCGGGACUGUCCAGUGGACAAGCUGUUCGAUGACCCCAUGUGGAACCAGCAGUGGUACCUGGUAUGUCAUAAAGAGCCCUUAUCUCUCUCUUAUCUCUGAUAUGUCACCAGUUGGUGACAUAUCAGUUUGGAUAUUAAGAUUGGUCUAUUAAGAUUGUUUUUUGGUUGUUUGGUGGUCCAUGUGGUGUUUUGGUUAUUUGGGUUUUCAUGGUGGCUAAUAGCUGAUGCCACAAUGUUAGAAUUCAAACCCUACAUACACAGCAAUCAAAAAUGUGUUUUCUGACCCUAGGUUGGGUGUUUAUGUUAUUUAUGGUUAUUUGGUUGUCAUGGUGGCCAAUAGCUGGUGCCAGAAUUGAAGUCCUACAUAAACUACAGAUUAUGUGUUUUCUGACCCGACCAUCAGUUCAGAUCCGGCUGGUGUCUUCUGCUGCCUUCCGUUUGGCCUGAUUCACAAACACAAUCCUAGACUGGUCCCAGAUCUGUAUGUGCUGUCUUGCCAAUUUCUAAUGGUCAUAGUCAUUAGGUAUUGGCAAGACAGCACAAACAGAUCUGGGACCAGGCUAACACAAUCCCAGAGCCUUCUGAGAUUCAGCUCUGGCAGGAAUGGACAGCUCCCCAAUGCUGAGUGUGUCACAGAGCGGAGACUUUGCCUUCACAACCCUUUUGGAUGAUGAGCUUGCAGGUCUUGUAUUAGGGGGUUGAAUAUGUGUUGUGGGGUAGUUUAUAUCACAAUUAGCAUCUGUCAAAAUGAAAGGAAAACGUUAUAUGUGUGAGGAAUACUCUGUGUGUGUGUGUGUGUGUGUGUGUGUGUGUGUGUGUGUGUGUGUGUGUGUGUGUGUGUGUGUGUGUGUGUGUGUGUGUGUGUGUGUGUGUGUGUGUGUGUGUGUGUGUGUGUGUGUGUGUUCGUGCGUGCGUGCGCAUGCGUUUCAUAGCAAGAGAGGAUGAGAUAAAUAUCUUCAGCGAUCAUGCAUGAAUAUGUGUGGGACACUUGAGAAAUGUGAGACAAUAGGUUUUUACUCUGUGAUAAGCUAAUUAAUUAGUAAUCAUCCAAAAUCCCAGCCGAAAGACCCAUUUGUUUAAUUGAACAUGCUGGCCUGGUAGGAGAUUGUAAGGGAACUCAACUUUCUCCAACCAUAAUCCAGUGGAACGGAAUAGGCUGUCGCACAUUAAGACCCAAUUUAGCGGUUAUUUUAGCCCAUUCAAGCCAAGCCAGUGGAUGAUAGUGUCACAGCUGUGUCUUCCCUACCGGAUACAUUACAGACAGUACAUCCACUUUGUCCUGUGUUUAGGAUUAGGCUGACCCUACGGUAGUCCAAUUGGACUCCUUUUAUUCCAUGUCAUUAGUGAUUGAUGGAUUACUUUCAUAGGUUAUGUUUUGAUAGCUUCCAAUAAUAGCAUUUUUGCUAUUUUUGGAGAGAACAGUUUGUAAGGGUUGAUUUAAAGUAUUUGGUCAUUUAUUAAAAGCAUUGGCCGUGUCCGAAUAUCCGUACUUGCGUCCUAAAUAGUAGGCCGUUUGGGUAUGCGAAAAUAUAACAUUUUAUGUGAAAUGUCAAAGAUUGUGUUUGUUUAUGUUUAGAUGCCAGGAUGUCAUACUAAUUUCGGCUUUUUAUCUAGUGCAAAUUUGCUACAUGCUACUGAGGAAGAUAAUUGUAUUUUCAGACCCACGUGUGUUUGACAAUAGGCCUAGCUGAUAAUCAGCUGAGAAUUAGACAAGGGGAUGGGCUGUACCAAAAUGAACGAAUGGCGAUAAACAAAGCAAUUGGCAUUAAAUUAUGCAUUUUGGGUGAGCCUAGUAUUUUGAUAUUUGUUGCUUACUGCAUAUAUUUUUACUAAACAGUACAUUCUAAGUAGUAUGAUUAGUACAUAGUAUGUCAUUUUAGUAAGACAUAUUUCGGACACAGCCAUUGAGUCAUUAUUUCUAAUGUCUUUAUUAGUUUUCCAGUCAACACCUGUUAUCUCAAAGAUAGGACGUGUGUGUAUGUGUGUGUGUGUGUGAUUGUCUAAGUUUACAUGCGUCAGUGUGUGUAUUUUAUCUGCUCUUUCCAUUUUCCCUGAACUUGAUGAUCUGAGUCAUUCACUACAGGAAAUAAGAAAAUAAAUCGAGAUGGACCCUUUUUACCUAUCUGGCCUGAUGAUCCUAAUUGAAUUGGUCAUGAAGUGCUCAUUUACUAUAUGUCAGUAAACGGGCAUGGCUGACAAACACCUACACCCGCCCACUCACUUGUGACAGCACUCUGAUUGGCCUAGGGUGGCCCUAGGGACUGUCAGUCAGGGACAUCAAAUAGGCAAGAAGCAACAAGAGAUCAAGUAUGUCAAUGUUUUAUUUCUUACAUUUCUGCUAUGACGGCUUUGUCUUUAGCCUCUACUUGACUAUAGAUAGGUAGAUAUAGAGAAAGAAAGAAAGAAAGAAAGAAAGAAAGAAAGAAAGAAAGAAAGAAAGAAAGAAAGAAAGAAAGAAAGAAAGAAAGAAAGAAAGAAAGAAAGAAAGAAAGAAAGAAAGAAAGAAAGAAAGAAAGAAAACAGUAGUAAUAGCCAAGAAAAUAGAGAUGUGAGGGAGGGGUGUGUGGGAGGUCAUAAAAGGAGGGAUAGAGGAAGAGAGAUAAAGCUAAUGAGGGAUAGCAGCAAUGAGACGGUAGUUGAAGGGAGGAUAGAGUGAUAGUGAGAGGAAAGGAGGGAAAAAGGAGUACGUAGAGAGGUAGAGGGAUGGAGGGAGGGAUGAAGAAGAGGAUGUGGACAGAGGUAUGGAGGAACUGAUGGAUAGCAGAAAUGAAGGGAGGUUGGAGUUAGGGGCAGAAGGCAGUGAGGGAGAAAGACUAAAUUGAUAGAGGGGGGGAUGGAGAGAGUGAUGUGGAGAUAGGAAAGACGGAGGUAGAGAUAGAGACUGCGUGUAGGGAGAGUGUCUCUUUGUCUCCUAGGAGUGUGUGACUGCCUGAUAAAGGAAUCAAAGGAGUGACUCAUAAUAGAUUGAGAUUCCUCCCUCCGUCAUGGGAUGUGUGUGUGUGUGUGUGUGUGUGUGUGUGUGUGUGUGUGUUUGUGUGUGUGCGUGCAUGUGUGUCAUGCGUGCGUGCAUGCUGAUCUCAGGUCUCAGUUUGUGCACGUAAGCGUGUGGAUGCUGAUGUGUUGGUUUACCGCAAGUGUCCAUUCUGAAUGUAUAUUUGUGCGUGCGAGCUGGGCUAUUUGGAGACCACAGGUUAUGUGCCAGUCAAUAGAUGAGUCAUCCAAUAAGAUACCAAGACAGAGGAGCUACAGAAGAGGAGCUACAGAAGAGGAGCUACAGAAGAGGAGCUACAGAAGAGGAGCUACAGAAGAGGAACUACAAAAGAGGAACUACAAAAGAGGAACUACAGAAGAGGAACUACAGAAGAGAAACUACAAAAGAGGAGCUACAGAAGAGGCACUACAGAAGAGAAGCUACAGAAGAGGAGCUACACAAGAGGAGCUACAGAAGAGGAACUACAGAAGAGGAGCUACACAAGAGGAGCUACAGAAGAGGAGCUACAGAAGAGGAACUACAGAAGAGGAGCUACAGAAGAGGACGACAGAAGAGGAGCUACAGAAGAGGAGCUACAGAAGAGGAACUACAGAAGAGGAGCUACAGAAGAGGAGCUACAGAAGAGGAACUACAGAAGAGGAGCUACAGAAGAGGAACUACAGAAGAGGAGCUACAGAAGAGGAACUACAGAAGAGGAACUACAAAAGAGGAACUACAGAAGAGGAGCUACAGAAGAGGAGCUACAGAAGAGGAACUACAGAAGAGGAGCUACAGAAGAGGAGCUACAGAAGAGGAGCUACAGAAGAGGAACUACAGAAGCUUGAGUUCUGAUAUCUCCGAUAUUCUACCACAUUCAUACGUUUUGGUAAUUUGAUAGGAUAUCUACAAUGGGGAAAUGUCAUAUAUUUCACUGUUUUGUCAACCGUCCCUGUUGUAGAAACGUAUGGUGUGGCAUCUGUGUGGAUGGAUGAAUAGGAUGGUUUUAAAGAUAAUUCAAAACAGAGACGGUCUCCCACAACCACCCCCAUCCCUUCACUUCCUCCAGUAGCCAGAGAGAAACAGAGAAAGGGGGAGCUGAAGAGGAGAGAGAGAGGGUAGAUCGGUGAGAGAGGAGAAAUGGGAAAGAAACGGAGCAAGAGGGAGAAACAGAAAGACAGGGUCCAAAAGAGAGAGCAAGAAGAAGGAGAGGCGGGGGAGAGAGGGAGCAAGAGAGAAGAUAAAAAGAGGGAGAGAGAGAAAGGAGAAGAGGAGAAAAGGAGAAAGGGAGCAGAAAGAGGGAACAAGAGAUGAAAAAGAGGAAAGGAGUAAAGGAUAAAAGAGAGAGAGAGAGGGUGGUGUUCCGCAGUGUCUUUGCAUAAUGUGGGAGCAGAGCAGCUCCAAAAUGUUCCUAGUCUUUUUUUGUCCUGUCUCCUGCUCUGAAUCAUCACAUCUGCCCUCAGGGAGGACUGCUGCUAGCACGGCACUGCUGCACUCUUUCUACCCACUGAUUAGCCAAUUAACACUAGUUGGGCACCCCACACAUAUACACACACAUUACAUGCAUUAAAGGGACCACUGAUUAUUAGAUAGAGGCUUGGUAGAGGUGAUAGAGGCCUUGCACUAUGACACAUAAUCAUGACAUAUUAUCAUUUUAUUACACAUCGCAAGAUUCGCAACCGUAGCACGGUCUUCAGUGAACCACUUAUAUAAAUAAUUUUGUUCUGGGCUGAAAUAUUAGCCUGAACACUCUACAUAACAAGGUUUUCUUAUGCCUACCGUAAGUGGUCAAGAGAGCCAGGACAAAGAAAGCAACAAGUUGAUAAUUAAUUGAUAAAGGUCAAUGUGGGACAUGACUGUCUCCAUUAGCGAAGAUGGAGCUAGCGUAGCCAGACGGCCAUCUUAGGUUGACCUUUCUCCAUUAUUUUCAUGAUAUUUGAUUUUCACAGAUGCAAUUUAGGUGAGGUACCUCAUUCCUUAAAUGGUAAAAUGCACUUUUUUCCAGUUUCAGUGACUCUGUCAACAAAAACAUAUAGUAUAGGUGUGCUACUUCCUGUGCGUAAAUCCAGUGCCAAUGUCAUGCAUAUGUCAAUGAGCUUAUAAGCUCUAUGAACACUGUAUGUAUGCUUUAUGAAUAGGGUUCUAUAGUUCAACAAAUGUAAUGAAAACCACUCUCUCUCCUUCUCUUCCAGCUUAUAUGACCUCAAUGUAUGCUUUAAUGCUAUAUGUACUGUAUACAUGAUUUAAUUACAAAUAACUAAAACUACUCUCUUUCCUCCUCCUCCUCCUCCUCCUCCUCCUCCUCCUCCUCCUCCUCCUCCCCUGUGUCGGCCAUCCCAGCAAGACACUCGGACGUCAUCCUCCCUGCCCAAGCUGGACCUCCACGUGAUUCCCGUGUGGAAGAAAGGGAUCACAGGGAAAGGAGUGGUCAUCACCGUGCUGGACGACGGUCUGGAGUGGAACCACACCGACAUCUACCCCAACUACGUAAGACCACAUUUCCAUGGCAACAGGCAUCACUAAGGGAGAGCGUUCCCAUAGCAACAUUGGUGACACUUACACAGCCAUUCAUGAAGCACUAAUAAGCAGUAAUAAAUUGCAGUAUGAUAGGUGGUGAUGACGGUUGGAAGCAUGCAGAGACUAUAGAACUGGAAAUCAAUAAUAGGUGGAAUUAUUAUGGUCCUGGAUUAUUUUGUAGUGGUUGUGUUGACAGGGACUACAGUAUAGUUGGCUUGAAAAGCACAAAGUUGUCUUUAGCAUUUAUCAAGGUUUUUUCCUUAGGCUAAAGUUCGUAGUGAAGAAGUCUUAGCUAGUGACUAGUGUUUGCACAUUUUGUAAUUGUUUCUGUUCAAGCUGCAAAUAAUCAACAUUUAGACCGUCAUGCCUCAUUGCAGGUGAGACGAAGGUUUUAAACAAUUUUUGGUCAGCUAGUUUUUAAUAAUGAACCAAAGCUUGUCAGACAGUCAUGUUGGCACAUUUCUCAAAUCUUGAGAUGAGAGGAAAUCUGAAUGGAUUAGAAAAAUCACAUCUGCGUUUUGAAGGCAAACAGUUAUUUCUCUAUGAGACACCAGGCAUUCGGAGACAGCUAUAGGGUCUUUCUAGAGAGAGAGAGAGAGAGAGAGAGAGAGAGAGAGAGAGAGAGAGAGAGAGAGAGAGAGAGAGAGAGAGAGAGAGAGAGAGAGAGGAGAGAGAGAGAGAGAGAGAGAGAGAGAGAGAGAGAGAGAGAGAGAGAGAGAGAGAGAGAGAGAGAGAGAGGAGAGAGAGAGAGAGAGAGAGAGAGAAUAACAACAAGGCUGAUAGAAUGGACUCUGACUAUAAUUAGCACGACUGUGAUUAAUCAAAGGGACUUAAUCAAGCGAGACGCUCAUCCAUCCUCACUCAAACAAAAGUAGGUAGGUAGGUUUGGGGAAGAUGGAUGGGCGUAUACCUCAAACCGACUAGCGAUCCAAAGGUUGCGUGUUCGAGUCGUGUAAGGGACAACUAUGCAUUUUAGGUAACCCUUCCCCUAAACCUUUUCUUAACCUUAACCUAAUUCUCCAAACAUUUUAUGUAAAUUCUUCUAACCUUUGACGUUUAGUUCUCUUAACAUGUUACGUUCAUUAUCCCAACCUUUGUCGUUAGUUCUUCUAAGCACCAACCUAAAUUCUCCCCAUAAUUCUCCUUUGUUGCUAUAAUAAAACAAGCAACCCGGUCUCAGAGAAAGACGUAUAAUACUAUACGUCCUUCAAGAUGUGGCUACUAUACAUUAGGGCAGGGGUACUCAACUCUUACCCUACGAGGUCCGGAACCUGCUGGUUUUCUGUUCUACCUGAUAAUUAAUUGCAUCCACCUGGUGUCCCAGGUCUAAAUCAGUCCCUGAUUAGAGGGAAACAAUAAAAAAAACUGUUGAACGGCUUCAAGGUCCAGAAUUGAGUUUGAGGGUUAUACGUCGUUCUAAUUCGAAUGAUAUUGUUUGACCACUAUUUUUUUCGUAAUGUAACCUAACGUAAUGUAAUAUAUCAUACUAAAUGGAGGGAACAAUGUACAUAUGAAAUCCUAUGAAUUGCCCUGAGACUAGGUUGAAAAGUUAAUUUGAAUGAAUUAGAUGCAUUUCAAAUGUAUGGAUAAAUUGUGUGUGGUUCAGACUCUCAGCUUUACUACAGAUGAUAAUGACACAUCUUAUUCAGUUUCUCCAAACUUGUAGCAAUAAACCUUUCAGACGAAGACAUAUUGACAAAUGUUCUACAUAUCCCUUUCUCAAAACGAAUGGUUUUGUUUCAGCCCUAAAUCAUUUCCUCCCUCGUCCUCUUGUCUGGUGUUCAACCAUCCAUGUAAUUUACAGUCCCUCUCAGUGACAGUAGGUUGGUUCUCGGUCCAGUCACCUAAGUGGGUUAAGUGGGUUGACAGAUUGGGUUCUGGACCGUAUGGUGAUUUUCCCCUCUCUCUCUUUCUUCUCCAGGACGCAGCAGCCAGCUACGAUUUCAAUGACAACGACCCUGACCCCUUCCCCAGAUACGACUCCACCAAUGAGAACAAGUAAAUUGUCUAUUUAUUUUAGGGAUAUACCUGCUAUCAUGUCUUUUUGUGACAUAUGGGAGAAGUGUGUAGCAUUUUUCACACACAUUUGUCUCUUUUCAAAUCAUAAUUUGUAUAUUCAUUAUUUACAUGCAUAGGUCUAUUACUUAUGUGGGCUAUGUAGCAUAGUAGCCAAUCAAAAUUAUCAUGACAUCCAGUACUAAUGUAGAAUACAUGUUCCUUAUUGAUCGGGUCCCAUGCAGUCUGGUGACCACUAUAAAACCCAUGUAAUCCUGUUCCUAGUUACAGCAUCCUCACUGUCUAUUACACAACUAGAUAAUAAGGGGAGCAGCCAGCUAUCCCGCUUACAGUAACACCCGAACACACACAGGUCACACCGGCUGGAAAUGGGCAUAUCUGGCACACACAGAUGUUCCAACUGGAGCUGUUGAUGUAACAACAGUCAUAUUGAUAAGGUUUCUCGUUGAUUCCCAAGCAAUCUAUAGAUUUAUAAUUUGUCUACAUUUAACGUAAAAUACAGUAUUUAUUGUAGUACCUACAGAUUGUAGGCUGGGAGCUAUAUAUGUUGGACUGUAGGUUAGUGUUUGGGUCAGUAAAAGAAGUGGGCCAGAAUGACACUCAGGCUAUCGACUAAAUCUUUCCAGUCUAUCUCCCAUUGUGCUUGUUAGCGUAAGCUUGUGGUAGUUCCCAUAGAUGUAGAAUUACAGAAUUACAGAUAGUAGAAUUAUAGUAAUUCUAUUUCUAUGUGUAUAUCCAACCAUAGCAACUCAAAGCAGUCCAUUUUACCUCUGACAAAAUGCCACCGUCGGAAUCUGAGGGAGAGAGAGAAAAUGUUAAAAGCACACAGAAAACCUCUUACUAAAACCCUCUCAAUGGUUCAAUGCUCUCUCGCUCUCUCUAUCUCUCUCUCUCUCUUGUCUCACAGACAAUACCUGUAAAUGAUGACUCACUCUAUGCCAGCUGUGAGGGUUACACAAACACACACACACACUCAGCCCCCCUCCCCACCCAUGUUAGUGCACUCUUUUGUUGUCAAUGUACUCUGGUCACACUGUAUAAUUUAGACUCUAGCAGCAGGCUGUUUAUUGUCUCCUAUAAGCAUGCCAAACGACAUGAAACCAAAGGGCCUUCCAUUUUUGGUUGACAAGAUUCUCCCUCAAUAUCAAUAUUUUCAAUGGCAAGCACAUAAUUAGAUGAAGAAUCUUACAUAACCACAUGGAAACUAAUCGAGGGACACUGGCACUCUUUCAGAGGUUUUAUGGUGGAUCCAAUCUGUUUUUGAGAUUUUAAAGUUUACUGUAAGCAAUAUUGAGAUUUACUAUAAACCAGUUUGCAAAGGUUCCAGAUCAGACUGGUUUAUUCGGAAUUCACUGCUACAUGUAUAUGAAAUUAGAACACAGAAUAUUAGAAAUGAGAAUUUUGUCAGUUAGGGCCAGUUUGUAAAGAAAAAAGCAGUUAUGUUUAGUUGUAAGUGUGUGUUCUGUUUCUGUAUGUACUCAGGCAUGGAACCAGGUGUGCCGGUGAGAUCGCCAUGCAGGCAGAUAACAAUAAAUGUGGAGUCGGGGUGGCGUACAACUCCAAGGUUGGAGGUAAGAGAUGUAACUAGCAACGUGCAUGCCUUGCCCACCUGAUGAUCUCUCUUUUUCUGCCAUCUAUUUCUGUGUUUGAGGGGUGCAAAAUCCCCUUGUCACUUAAAUAUCACUAGAUUAAUUGCUUGAGUUUUACUCUGGCGACUCCUUCCCACUCUUGCUUGUGCCAUUCGUUUUUUUCUGUUAACGUAACAACCACGGAAACGUUUGUAAUGGCGUGUCAAACAAUCUCCAGUAAAGGCUGAAAUGGGCUCUAUGGAAUACAUUGGCUGUAGCUCAGCUGGUAGAGCACGGCGCUUGUAACGCCAAGGUAGUGGGUUCAAUCCCCGGGACCACCCAUACACAAAAAUGUAUGCACGCAUGACUGUAAGUCACUUUGGAUAAAAGCGUCUGCUAAAUGGCAUAUUAUUAUUAUUAUAUUAUUAUAAGAACGUUAACGCUUCGUCGGGAUUUAACACGCCAUCUCAACACUUACAUCACAAGAAAGAGAAGGAAGAUUUUUUGUACAAUUGAUGAAAAGUAAUGAUUUAAUACAUAUGAAUUUAUUACAAAUUAGAUGUGCUGAAAUGAAAGCAACUUCCGAAAAAGAACACUCAGAUUAUAGUGAAAUUAUGUCUGAUCUCGCAAACAAUGUAAAGUACAGUAUGUACAGAUAGGGGUUAUCUAGAGCCAAGCGUUUUGAUUUUAAAUCAUGUGGGUAUCCUUCUCUUAUGCAAGAGAACAUGACAACAACAGUAGUGAAUGAAUCAUUAAUGAGGCAGUCUAGACAGCACAGGUGAGCGCAGGUAGGCCUAGACAGAGCACGUGUUUGGUGGUUGCAGGCAACUUGCAGUUCUGUUCAACUCCUUUAUAUGAAUUUAUUCAUGUGUGCAAAUACACCCAGUGAGGCAAAUGAGGCAGAUAUAAUUUUCUUUAUUUUAUCACAAAGUAUUACAAAAAUACCUGAUAUACUAAGAAAAUGUAUACAUGACUGCAUAAUAAGAAUAAAUUGUGACAUUUUACAAUAAAUUGAAUACCCGAAUUCCCACCAAAAUGCCUCAACUUAUUUAUUAUUUGUCCGUACUAUAAUUCAGGCAAUAUCUGAGGGAUUAAAACAAUUCUAAAAGUUUGGAGUAUCUUCAUUCAUUGUCCAACUGUUUCAUUUAGAAUAGCAUUUUAACAAUUUCAAAGACUGUUGCUAAUGUAACGCAAGCACACUUGUGUGUGUAUGUGUGUGUGUGUGUGUGUGUGUGUGUGUGUGCCUGUUAUCGAACGUGAGCCAGAUAGCAUAUGAUAGCAAUAUGUGUAGAAUUACAGGAAAUUAGCUUUAAAACUGCACAUUUUUCUCUUAACCUCAGGAAUUACUUUUAGAAUAGCAUUAUAAAACGGGUACAAAUUCUAUAUAUAUUUUUUUUUUAUGGGGGUGGGGGCCCCCCAGAGGUUGGUGCUCCGGGGCCCCAAAUGCUGUAGUCCGGCCCUGUGUGCGUACAUUGUUUGUGUGACCCAGACAACAGCUGGAAGAUGUCCUGGUGGCGGCCUACUUUUUUGAGCGGAUGAUUACGCAAUACCACUUAACCAAAUGACUGAGCAACAAUUGGGCAUCUGUUCCUCACUGGGGCUAAAACAUAGCCAGAGAGGAGGCAAAUCAUAUGUAAUAUUAAAAUGAGAAAAUCUAUUUGGGGGCACAAGACCACUCUACUUGCGAAGUAUGACUUAAAACAUUUCAACUACAGUCAAAUAACUAUUUGCAUCAUGUUGACCCUGCAGGGAUCCGCAUGUUGGACGGUAUCGUGACGGACGCCAUCGAGGCCAGUUCUAUUGGCUUCAACCCAGACCAUGUGGACAUCUACAGUGCCAGCUGGGGACCCAAUGACGAUGGCAAGACGGUGGAGGGCCCCGGUCGCCUGGCGUCAAAGGCCUUUGAGUACGGCAUCCAGAAGGUAACACACCACAGUCCUCUCUUUUUUACCCCCUCAAAAAACAGCAUCACAUGAAUCAACAUCAUGUUAUUCUGUUGUGUCACCAAGUUCAUAUUCAUUGUAAAAUUGACCGUUCAACAAACAGCACUCAACACAUAAUGACUUUUAUUUAUAAAUAAGGUUCAGAAAGGAAACACCAUUUAUUAGAAAAGAUGAACAUUAGAAUACAUUAGGACUUGGCAAUUGGCUCUAUAGCUCACUGCCAGAGCAAAGUGUCAAACAUAAUAAAAUAACUACAGGCAGUGAGCACAGUAUGCCAUACCAAUCACGCUGCAGGAAGAAAAACAAAACCAAACAGGUGGAGGCUGUGGUAGUGGUGGGUAGCAAGAACAAGCAAACGCAUACUAGCAGUAGCAGAAAGCAGGAGCAAAGCAUGUGUUCAGAACCCGGUCAGCUUAAAUAGAAUGCCAUAUUAAGGUAGGAAGUGUUAUUAACUUCUGAUUGGUGCAAUCUCAGCUGAUAAAUAUACACAGGUUUCCCUUCUGAACCGGCUUCGCUUUAUAGCUCAAAUGAUUAUUACAUCAUGAUUAUUCCACUUUUACCCACAAAGCAGUCAAAACAAAUGGCCUAUCUAAAUACAUUGAAAUUGGGUAAAAAGGGAAGAUAGACAAGGGAUCUAAGCUAAAGGCUACAGAAAAAACAAACUUAACACUAACUCCUCACCCGUCUCCUUCCCCUCAGGGCCGCGGCGGGAAGGGCUCCAUCUUUGUGUGGGCAUCGGGGAACGGGGGCCGCCAGGGGGACAACUGCGACUGUGACGGCUACACGGACAGCAUCUACACGAUCUCCAUCAGCAGUGCCUCCCAGCAGGGCCUGUCUCCCUGGUACGCUGAGAAGUGCUCCUCCACCCUGGCCACCGCUUACAGCAGCGGAGACUACACCGACCAGAGAAUAGUGAGUAAAAGUGACCCCCACACCACACCACUGGAUAGUGGAGAUUUGUAUUGUGUUAUGUUUUGUUACAUAGUUUUUUUAACUUGACUUAACUUUUAUUUACUGUAACUGUGGUUUCUUUGUUUACUUCUGUGUCCCUGCAGACCAGUGCUGAUUUGCAUAAUGAAUGCACCGAGACACACACGGGAACCUCCGCCUCCGCCCCACUGGCUGCUGGGAUAUUUGCCCUGGCACUGGAACAGAAGUAAGGCAACAAUCUUGACAUAAACAAUGUCAAUGGAAUAUGUAUAUAGGACUUCCUUUCGUAAUGAAAUAUGUGUUUAGGACUUCCUGUCAUAAUGAAAUAUGUGUUUAGGACUUCCUGUCUGACUUCUUAUUUGUCCAUCCCCACUAACCCCUCCCCCCAGCCCUGAGCUGACGUGGAGGGAUCUGCAGCACUUGGUGGUGUGGACUUCUGAGUUCGACCCGCUGGCCAACAACCCCGGCUGGAAGAGGAACGGGGCAGGCCUGAUGGUCAACAGUCGUUUUGGAUUCGGCCUGCUCAACGCUAAGGCCCUGGUGGACCUGGCCGACCCGGCCACCUGGAAGCACGUCCCCGAGAAGAAGCAGUGCAUCAUCAGGGACGACUCCUUCCAGCCCAGGUACAAAUACACUGCAGUAGUCUAG
This is a messenger RNA of Coregonus sp. 'balchen', 16189 nucleotides long. Lineage: Eukaryota; Metazoa; Chordata; Actinopteri; Salmoniformes; Salmonidae. The record is from the annotation of a GenBank genome assembly.